AUGGAAACUUGGUUAGUAAUAACAAUUUUGUGCCUUCUUCUUUCACUAAUUCUCAAAUUCAUAAGAAACCUUAUUUUCCCUAAAUCUCACCUGCCUCCAGGACCUCCCAAACUACCCAUCAUAGGGACAUUCACAUUGUUAAAUCAAUUCUUUAAAGAUCCUAAAACCCUUCUUCAAGAUCUUCAUGCCAAAUAUGGUUCAAUCUUCACUCUUCAAAUGGGUUCUAACACCGACAUUUACAUUGCCAAUAGAUUUCUUGCACAUCAAGCAUUAAUCCAAAAUAGCACCAUAUUCGCUGAUCGCCCUGAGGCGGUUCCCACAAAGAAGAUAAUUAGCAGCAAUCAACAUGACAUCCUCUUUAGCUUCUACGGUCCCAUUUGGCGCCUCUUAAGACGCAACCUCACUUCAAGAAUCCUUCACCCUUCACAGGUUAAGUCCUAUGCUCAAGCGCGCAAAUGGGUGUUAGACAUUCUUCUACAACGUCUGAAAAAUGUUUCACAUGAAAGAAACACCGAGGGGAUUUUUGUCGUUGAUCAUUUUCGAUACGGAAUGUUUUCUUUGUUGGCUCUCAUGUGUUUUGGGGACAAACUAGACGUGAAUCAAAUAAGAGAAAUUGAAGAAAGUCAACGCAUCAUGCUUCUUAACUUUUCUAGAUACAAUGUUUUGAAUUUUUGGCCACCUAUUACAAAGAUACUGUAUAGGAAUCGAUGGAAGGAAUUUUUGAAGCUGAGAAGUGAUCAGGAAGCUGUGUUGAAUCCUUAUAUAAACGCUCGAAGGAAAAUCAAAGAAGAGAGAUUAAGGACUGAUAGAGAGAACAAUCUCAAUGAAUCACAUGGUGAAUUUGUUUUGUCAUAUGUAGAUACAUUGUUGGAUUUGGAGUUAUUGGAAGAAGAUAAUAAAAGGAGCCAACUUGAUGAUGGUAAAAUUUGUACUUUAUGUUCCGAGUUUCUAAAUGCGGGAACAGAUACAACUUCAACUGCAUUGGAAUGGAUCAUGGCGAAUUUGGUGAAGUACCAAGAUAUACAAGAAAAACUUGUACAAGAGAUUAAAGGGGUGAUUGGAGAUGAUAAAAAGGAGAAAGAAAUUAGAGAAGAAGAUUUGAAAAAAAUGCCAUAUCUUAAAGCUGUAAUUUUGGAAGGGCUAAGGCGUCAUCCACCGUUGCACUAUGUUGCUCCUCAUAGAGUGACCGAAGAGGUUGUUUUAAAUGGUUAUUCGGUGCCUACUUUUGCAUCUGUGAAUUUCUUGGUGGCGGAGAUAGGGAGAGAUUUUUCGGCUUGGGAUGAUCCUAUGGCAUUUAAACCGGAGAGGUUUAUCAAUAAUAGUACUUUCGAUAUAAUGGGGAGUAAAGAGAUAAAGAUGAUGCCAUUUGGAGCAGGGAGGAGAAUGUGUCCUGGCUAUGGUUUAGCAUUGUUGCACUUGGAAUACUUUGUUGCCAAUUUUGUUUUGAAUUUUGAGUGGAAAGUUGUGGAUGGAAAUGAGAUUGAUUUGUCAGAAAUGCUUCAAUUCACAACUGUCAUGAAGAACCCUCUAAAGGUUCAUCUAAUAUCUAGGUUUUAGUUAUUUUUAGAACCAA
Molecule: messenger RNA, 1573 nt
Organism: Medicago truncatula (barrel medic)
Lineage: Eukaryota; Viridiplantae; Streptophyta; Magnoliopsida; Fabales; Fabaceae
Product: cytochrome P450 89A2
Exons: 1
Coding region: 1-1557 (518 amino acids)
Cellular component (GO): membrane
Molecular function (GO): oxidoreductase activity, acting on paired donors, with incorporation or reduction of molecular oxygen, NAD(P)H as one donor, and incorporation of one atom of oxygen; heme binding; iron ion binding
Source: RefSeq, a predicted model, not a curated record